Molecule: messenger RNA, 612 nt
Organism: Drosophila erecta
Lineage: Eukaryota; Metazoa; Arthropoda; Insecta; Diptera; Drosophilidae
Source: RefSeq, a predicted model, not a curated record
CAAAGUUUUCAUUUUUGCAAAAUUUACGAUUUAACGUUAAAGUGGAGCAAAACAAAAAAACCCUGUAUACUCGGUGGCGUAUAUACGUACGUACUAUGUGUACUACUUAAAAGAAUGGAAACUUUGAACACGACCAAAAUCCCACUAAGUAAGUGUACGCCCAGUUCAGUUCGGUUCGGAUCCGGGAUCCGGGAAUAUCCUCCGAGCAGCCAGGUUAGCUCUCCAUGUUCUCCGGGCUCUCCGACCGGGUUCAGCUGCACCAGGUGUGCCCGUGCCCGGGUGGCUUCCACCUUUCGUUUUCGCCCGAAACCGGAAUCUACGAUUGAAUUUCAGACAGUUCAGUAUGCCGCAUGGCGCCCAACCACCCAACCACCCAACCACCCAACCACCUAAACCACCAUCCGGCGGCCAUGGAAAACGCAAAGGCUUUUGCAAUUUUUAUGUGCAAUUUUUUACAUGGGAACCAAAGGCGCUACGAAGUGUCGCUUGUGGCUCGUUAAGGUUAAGGGGCGGAGGUGCCUUUUUUCAGUAUUUGGAGUGGUUGGGCUGCCACUGAUAACCGAGGAGUGGAUUAGUCUCUGGACAUAGCACCCAUUUAGCAAAGAUACUCAA